Monopterus albus (swamp eel) is the source of this 783-nucleotide messenger RNA. It is a transcript of the gene aqp8a.2, whose product is annotated as aquaporin 8a, tandem duplicate 2. Gene Ontology annotation, biological process: water transport; transmembrane transport. The transcript has 5 exons. Gene Ontology annotation, molecular function: water channel activity. The record is from RefSeq and is a predicted model, not a curated record. Lineage: Eukaryota; Metazoa; Chordata; Actinopteri; Synbranchiformes; Synbranchidae. Gene Ontology annotation, cellular component: plasma membrane. Bases 1 to 783 code for a protein of 260 amino acids.
AUGGUAGCUGAAGCAAUGAAAAUGGAAGACCCACACUCAACUCUAAUGGAGAAAGGAGAGAAGCUGCCUGCGCCCAAGCCCCCCAGCAAAUAUGAGACAGUGUUCCAGCCCUGCCUGGCUGAGAUUUUGGGGACCAUGUUCUUCGUUUUUAUCGGUUGUGUGUCUGUUAUUGAGAAUGUGCCGGCAGCUGGACGGCUGCAGCCAGCCCUGGUGCAUGGACUGGCUGUGGCAGUAUUGGUGGCAGUCAUGGAUAAGAUCAGUGGAUCCCAUUUCAACCCUCCCUUCACUAUUGCUAUCUACCUGUGUGGAGGCAUGGAGCUGAUGAUGGUGGGACCAUAUCUUGUCAGCCAGCUGAUUGGAGGAGUGCUUGGAGCUGGAAUGGCCAAGCUGAUGACCCCCGCAGAACGCUACUACAAUGCCACAGGAGCAGCGUUUGAUAUCCUCAAGUCAGACAGCCAGCUGUCCGGGGCCAUCUUUGGGGAGGUGACCAUGACCUGCCUGGUCACAAUGGUGGUGCUGCUAGUGGCGGUAAACAAUAAGACGAAGACCCCACUGGCUCCAUUCCUGGUGGGCUGUACCGUGACCAUCAACAUCCUGGCAGGGGGCGACGUGUCAGGAACGUGUCUGAACCCUGCCAGGGCUUUUGGCCCAGCUGUGAUGGCCAACUACUGGAACUACCACUGGGUGUACUGGGUGGGUCCCAUAGGAGGAGGCCUGGUGGCCACUGCUUUGCUCAGGGUCCUUCUCGGCGAUAAUAAAUUACGAGUCGUUAUGAAGUCAUAA